Messenger RNA from Acanthosepion pharaonis, 903 nucleotides. Lineage: Eukaryota; Metazoa; Mollusca; Cephalopoda; Sepiida; Sepiidae. The record is from the annotation of a GenBank genome assembly.
AUGCCGGAUAAGGUUUCUUUUUUUGCUCGUCUACGAUGGGUUCUUUCAUCCUACUUUCAUUUAACCGUCUUUCUUUCUUCCUUUUUUUUCUACGUUUCUUUCUUCCUUAUAUAUUCAUUAUUUUUCUUUCUUCGCUCUUUCUUGCUUAUUUGCUCUUUCUUUUCUUUUCUUUCCUUUCAUUCUUUCUUUUUUUCUUAUAUGUUCAUUAUUUUUAUUUCUUUUCUUUUUUCUUUUCUUUCCUCCUUGUUUUCUUUCUUAUAUGCUCAUUUUUUCUUUCUUUUUUCCUUUAUUUUCUUUUCUUUCUUUCUUUCUUUCUUUCUUUCUUUCUUUCUUACAUGUUCAUUAUUUUUUAUUUCUUCUUUCUUUCUUUCUUUCUUUCUCAUAUGUUCUUUAUUUUCUACUCUUAUUUCUUUAUUGCUUGCUUAUAUGUUCUUUCUUUUCUUUCUUUCUUAUAUGUUCGUUUUUUUUGUUUCUUUUCGUUUUUUGCUUCUUUUCUUUUCUUUUCUUUCUUUUCUUUCUUUCUUUCUUUCUAUCUUAUAUGUUCAUUAUUUUUAUUUUUUCACUUCUUUCUUUCUUUUUUGCUCAUAUGUUCUUUAUUUUUUCUUUCUUUUUUCUUAUAUAUUCUUCCUUAUAUAUUCUUUCUUUUCUUUUCUUUCAUUUUUUCUUUUUUAUAUGCUCACUUUUCUCUUCGCUUCUUCCUUUCUUUCCUUCUUCCUUUCUUUCUUUCUUUCUUUCUUUCUUUCUUUCUUUCUUUCUUUCUUUCUUUCGUAUAGCUUUUUUUUUUCUUUUCUUCUUUCUUUCUUGCUUUUUUUCUUCUCUUCUUUCUUUAGAAAAAUCAAACGAAUUUCUUUCUUGUCAACUCUUUCCUCUUUCUCCACCUUUCCCAUGACACCUCGUUUCUAG